GAACUUUCACUGAUCCAUUUCACAGCAACAAAGCAGUGAUGAUCAGAGCAAUUGAUGUCUGGCGGAGAACGCAUCGCAGUUCCCUCCUCACCGGAACCCUAGCACCGAAGCACCAAUCUCCAUCACCUUCGCAGUCAUCUUGUCUUUCUCCGAUUUAUGUUCUAUCUUUAACGUUCGCUACUUCGUCAUUGAAGAAGCAGAAGAACAAGGAGGAGGACCCGUAUGAUUUUCUAAACAAGGACCCAACGAGCCCCCCUCGGCUCUUAGUGGUUCAGCCUCGCCUCCGCCCAGAAAAAUACUUUCAGGCUAAGCUCAACGAAGCUCUCUGCCUCGCCAAUUCCUUGGAGGAACAGCGAGAUGGGUACUUCCAUAUUGACUUCUUCAACAAGGACUUACCUCCACAAGUCAUUGUACAAAACCCGGUUAUGUCUUCUAAGCCCCGAGCAGAUUCUUAUUUUGGACGUGGGACUGUAGAAACUAUCAAAUGCCAUCUAACUGCUGAAACAAAGGGUGAAGUCGAUGCUGUUUUUGUAAAUGCUCUUCUAUCUGGAAUUCAGCAGCGAAACUUGGAGCGAGCUUGGGGCAAACCGGUACUGGAUCGAGUUGGCCUUAUAAUUGAGAUUUUUAAUGCUCAUGCUCAUUCAAAGGAAGCGAAGCUGCAGGCUGAAUUAGCUGCUCUUAUGUAUAAAAGGAGUAGGCUUGUUAGAGUUCGUGGUUCUGAUGGACGCUCUACUUUUGGAGCGGAUGGUGAUAUUGAAGUUGUUAGUGCGCGAGGGAGAGGAAGUGGAGGCCGUGGCUUUAUAAGUGGUGCUGGAGAAACUGAACUUCAGCUUCAACGAAGAAGAAUUACGGAAAGACGGAAUACUCUGUUAUCGCAAAUUGAAGAGGUCCGUCGUACUCGAGCUUUGCAACGUGCUGCUCGGAAGAAGCAAGGUGGAUUACAUGAUAAAAAAUUAGUAACGGUUGCUGUUGUAGGGUACACCAAUGCUGGGAAAUCUACAUUAGUCAGUACACUUUCAAAUAGUGAUUUGUACAGCGAUGAUCGAUUGUUUGCUACAUUGGAUCCCAGAUUGAAGAGUGUUGUUCUUCCUUCAGGUGAUCUAAUUAAACAUCCAAUACUCAGGAGGAAAGUGCUUCUUAGUGAUACUGUUGGAUUUAUAUCAGAUUUACCUCUGCAGUUAGUAAAAGCAUUUCAUGCAACCUUGGAAGAAGUGGUGGAGGCUGAUCUCCUAGUGCAUGUCUUAGAUUGCACUGCCCCGAAUCUUGAUGAGCAUCGGUCUACUGUGCUGCAAGUUCUUCGACAGAUAGGAGUUUCAGAUGAGAAGCUUCAGAAUAUGAUUGAAGUCUGGAAUAAGAUUGAUUAUGAAGAAGAGGAAGCGAACGCUGAUGAAUAUCUUAAUGAUGGUGGAGAUGCCGAGGCAGAAAACAGUAGCAUGGCGUCCGAGCUAUCAGAUGAAGGGUCCAUUGAUGACAAUGUUUCUGCUGCUGAUGAUAAUGCAUCCGAGUUACUACAUGGAGAUCUUGAGCAGAUAGACAACAAGCAAGAUGAUACCUCUAAUGACUGGCUAUUGGCAGAGGAUGAUGAUGAGAACUUUGCGUAUUGGAAUAACCCAAGCGAGUCGCUUAGCUCCCAGAUGACAGGAAAAGAUGAAUGUGAAGCUCAGCUUGAUCCAGAUGUCAAAAUAUCUGCCAUUUCAGGAGUUGGCUUGCAACAACUGCUGGAAAUCAUUGAUGAAAGGCUGAAGACCCAGGAUGAGAUGGCGAAGGCAAAUAAUGUGGUCGAAAGGAGUUUGUUUGACAGAAAAUGGAGACCCUCUCGUACAGAAGAGGCGAGCGUAGCUGUUGAGAACUAGCACCAAUUGUGUGGACUGACUUUUCGUGAAACAAAUGUAAUAUUUUCUUGUAAUUGUUUGCAGGCAUUUGAUUUGCUAAAGUGAAAAAAAGAGACAUUUAUGUGUUUGAUUGCAAACUAUGAAAAUAAAUUUAAGGACAAAUAAAUGAAAACAAAUUUAUAAUUUA
Tripterygium wilfordii is the source of this 2019-nucleotide messenger RNA. RefSeq names its product GTP-binding protein At3g49725, chloroplastic. NCBI's taxonomy places the organism in Eukaryota, Viridiplantae, Streptophyta, Magnoliopsida, Celastrales, Celastraceae. The record is from RefSeq and is a predicted model, not a curated record. The coding region runs from base 39 to 1853 and encodes 604 amino acids. Gene Ontology annotation, molecular function: GTP binding; ribosome binding. The transcript has 13 exons. Gene Ontology annotation, cellular component: cytoplasm.